AUGGCGUCAGCACGUGGACUCACCGCUGUUGGGGUUCCUCCGUUCCCAUCGUGGAUCUUUUACAUUCGGAUCGCCAUCCUCGUUCUAUCACUUGUUCUUCUGGGCGUUGCGGCGUGGGCUGUUUCGCUAUUUACCGGAGGAGGAUCGGCGGCUUAUGGAUAUACAGGCUCUAGUGGGAUGAUGGUUUUCGUGACCAUAUGGAGUCUUGUAGUUUACGGCGGCUCCCUCGGAAUCCAGUUUGGCGCGCCUCACCUGUUCUACCGUAUCGUCGGUCUUAUUCUUUACAGUCUCGCGGUCAUUUUCUGGCUUGUGGGCUGGGCGUAUGCUGCAAGCCAGGCAGCUCUCGUGCUUGACUGGACUGAAGGGUAUGGUGGUGAGGUUCAUGACUAUGGCUCAGCCUUGGCUGUGUGCGCUGGUCUAGGUGCUGUUGCGUGGGUCCUGUCAAUCAUCGAUCUUGUCUUUUUCAUCCUCGCCUGUGUCCGCGAAGUCACGGCGCCGAAGCUCAGCCAAGCCGAGCUUGGACAAGUGCAGCAGCCAACCGCUCCUGUUGCGCCCGCCACUACCUCUGAGCUACCCCAGCAACCGGCAUAUUCACAACAGCCCUAUGCGACACAGUAG
Messenger RNA from Sordaria macrospora k-hell, 618 nucleotides. RefSeq lists its product as uncharacterized. The record is from RefSeq and is a predicted model, not a curated record. Lineage: Eukaryota; Fungi; Ascomycota; Sordariomycetes; Sordariales; Sordariaceae.